AUGCCAUCGGAAGAGUUUGUUCGUGGGAUGCUCUAUCUGUCCCUCACCAUUGUUGGAGUCCCAGGUAACUCUGCUGUCAUCCUGGCAUUCCUCCUACUGCUGCACCAGGAGAACCGGCUCCUUCCAGCGGAUGCCAUCGUCUUGCAUCUGGCCUGCGCAAACCUGCUGGUGGUGGGUGUUCGCUGUCUGCUGGAGGUCUUGGCCUCCUUUCGCCUGGCCAGCAUCUUUGGAGACGUAAGCUGUAAAGCUGUGAUUUUUGUCUACAGGACCUCCCGCUCCCUCUCCAUCUGGCUCACCUUCAUCCUGAGCGCCUACCAGUGCCUGAGCAUUGCCCCUCCCGGAUCACACUGGGCCUCCGCCCGCGCCUGGGUAGCCAACUAUUUGGGCUUUGUGUUCCUCUUCCUCUGGCUCCUCAACACCUGCAUGAGCUCAGCAGCCAUACUUUUCUCCUUUGGCAGACAGAAUAACUCCAGCUUGACAAGCCAUGGCAUUAAUGUAGAAUUCUGCUAUGUGCGCUUCCCCUCAAAGCUGUCCAAAGAGGCCAACGGGGCAGCCCAAGUGGGCAGAGAUGUGGUUCCCAUGGCCCUCAUGACUCUAGCCAGUCUCAUUAUCCUAGUCUUCCUUUACAAGCACAGCCAACAGGUGAAGGGACUGCGCAGCAGUAGUGGUGGCGGUGGAGGAGGUGGUGGGGCCGAGCAACGAGCUGCCAAAGCCGUGGUAGCGCUCGUGACCUUGUAUGUGGUCCUCUACGGGGUAGAUAACGGGCUUUGGGUGUACACUCUCACCGUGAGGCAGACCAUGAAUUCCUCACUGAUCUCUGACCUGCGUAUAUUCUUCUCCUCGCUCUAUGCAGCGCUAAGCCCUAUGGUCAUCAUUGCUUCCAACAGGAAGGUGAAUGGCAGGCUGAGGUGUGUAGUGCAGGAGAAGCCUGUUCAGGAGAAAGCCACAAGUCUUUCUACUAUGUGA
Toxotes jaculatrix (banded archerfish) is the source of this 966-nucleotide messenger RNA. Its product is annotated as olfactory receptor class A-like protein 1. The coding region runs from base 1 to 966 and encodes 321 amino acids. Gene Ontology annotation, molecular function: pheromone receptor activity. Gene Ontology annotation, cellular component: membrane. Gene Ontology annotation, biological process: G protein-coupled receptor signaling pathway. Lineage: Eukaryota; Metazoa; Chordata; Actinopteri; Toxotidae. The record is from RefSeq and is a predicted model, not a curated record. The transcript has a single exon.